Puccinia graminis f. sp. tritici CRL 75-36-700-3 is the source of this 1096-nucleotide messenger RNA. RefSeq lists its product as uncharacterized. The transcript has 2 exons. NCBI's taxonomy places the organism in Eukaryota, Fungi, Basidiomycota, Pucciniomycetes, Pucciniales, Pucciniaceae. The record is from RefSeq and is a predicted model, not a curated record. The coding region runs from base 181 to 627 and encodes 148 amino acids.
ACAAGCAUACUUAAAAAGCAUAAGAAGGGGGAUACCUUAAGCCAAUUUUGUCAGCUACCAUCCAACCAACCCACCAAGUAUCAUUCAUCUAUCGCGGCUAAGUUUGCUACGUUCAACAAGUUUUUUUGAAAAUUAGUUCCACCGCAGGCAAGCAGUCAUUCUACCCUGACUAAUUCAACAAUGAUUCCCAGCACCGGCUUCACUUCUCUCCUGGCUCUCUUCCUGGUCAUUGGCACCAGCUGGUGCAGCAUGUCAGGUGCAACCGAACAAAUGGUACACACAUGGGAAGUCAAGGGGGACACCCAAUCCUCAAAAUCUCUAAACUUUGGCAGACAUGUGGUGACAACCAAAGUUGCAUUAGCAGAUGAGGGCAGAGGCACUUGGUCCAUCUGGGUCAACAAUCCGUUGCCGUAUGCUGCGACGAUUGUUCUAUACGUGAACGGUCAGAGACCUCCCGUGCAAGCUACAGUUUCUUUGCAGCCCAACCACAUGCCGGAACGAUACAUGGCCCCAGUCAAAAUUGCCACGGUGAACGAACCCCCACAAACUGUGACUGCGUACUGGAUCAUCAGCCAUGAAACAGCCGAGAACAUCAGAAAGAUGGAACGAUUACCAUCACUUCACUAGCAAUCCGGGGAAUAAUAAACCGCGCCGCAUUACAGCUAACUGGCUACUUGGUACUGACCUCAAAGGCUCAAAAAGGGCAAAUGCUAAAUUAUUAGUGUCAUACAUCUUUAUCAGACCUGCCAUUUCCUCAAAUUCACCAGCUUCCUGCAUGAUUCCAACAAACGCCGAAUUGGUAUACAUAAUCACGUAGCUUCCUUGUUUCCUUUUUAUUUCUCACAUCAGCCUCUGAUAGUUUCUUACUUGGCCCAUGAAUUCCAAGGUUUCACCGCAUCAAUCAAUCCUUAAAUUUGAAUUCACACAAUGAUUGGCAAUUGCUACUCAUUACACGUAUUUUGUCCUGAUCUAGGCUCCUUAUAACUGGUGUACAUGAAUUUGCUAAACUUGCGAGUUACUUGAAUUCGAUAUAAGCAAAAAAAACUGUGGGCAUGAAUUUGCCAAAGCUGUGAGUCACUUGAAACCACCAAAAAAC